GUGUGUGAUUAUUGCGAAGUUCUGCGGUAAAGCGCAAAGUAAAAUUCCCAUUUGCAUCUAGUCGCUAAUUUAAUUUGUCAAUUAAAAGUCAAAGAGUCUUCAUAGUCUCCAGUUGAAAAAACCAACCCAAGAAUUAGCGUUGUAAGCAGUAAGUCGAACUUAAUUCAUGCUAUAUAAGCAGACUUUAAUCGUAAUGUGGAAGAGGCAUCGGUUUCAUUCACGCAGCCCAUAACCUUGUUGUACUCCACUUCCGCAUGAUUUGAUAAAAAGCAAUAAAUUAACCGCUUUUGUGUGUUUUGUGGGUACACAAAAUCCCGUGACUCGAGUUCCGAGUUUUUCGCAUCUAUCACAACACUGUAACAGAAUGAGGUUCGGACCCGCCAGGAUUUGGUUCAGAAGACUCUGUUUUAUUUUUUCCUGUGUUGCGAUCAUCGAUUUGUUGAUGAUUUGGAACAGUUCCUUGACUGACGGUUUGUCACCGGUGGAGGGUUGGGACGAAGGUGUGUCGAGAAAUGUGAGCGACUACGUUAACGAACUGUUCAAGCCUCGCAUCCUGCCAGAAAGCUUUUGUCAGGACGAAAAAAUUUUGAUGGUCAUGGUGUGCUCUAGACCUGAUGGGUUUGAGAUUCGGAGGGCCAUUAGAGACACGUGGGGCCAAAAACACACCAACGCCUCGGUGUUUUUCCUCGUCGGAGAAGUCAAAAGUCGCCGCCUCCAGAACAAACUUGAAGCUGAAAGUGAGGAAUUUGCCGACAUCAUUCAAGAGCGUUUCGUGGACACUUACAACAACCUGACUUUAAAGUCCGUGCAUAUGUUGAAAGUGUUCAAGAUAUAUUGCGCCGAUACUUAUAAGUACCUGAUGAAAGUCGACGACGAUCUUUAUUUUAAUCUUGACGCGACUGUGACACACCUUCAACAUCGCCCUUACCAACGCAAUGCACUUAUAGGUAGAGUGAGAAGCCAAACAGCUCCCUAUCGAGGAUCCAGUUCAAAGUGGUACAUGCCGUACAAGUGGUACCCUGAUAGUAUAUACCCUGAUUUUUUGUGCGGACCGGGUUACCUAAUGUCUGCCGAUGUUGUUGACAAGUUGUUCAAAUGUUCGUUGGAAGUACCGUUGCUGCACACUGAAGAUGUGUACUUGACGGGGAUUUGUUCAAAAUACAUGGGGAUAAAACUCACAAAUAAUUAUAGAUUUACGUGCAACAAGAACGACAGUCACGUUUGCCUGGAUUCGAAAGCAUGGACGCGUCAUUAUUACACGGCGGCCACCAUUCGAGAGACUUAUUUCAUUUUGAAGAAUAAUGGAUGCGAAAAACUCAAAAGAUACAGUGUCCUAAUGGCAUGGAUUUUUUUUCUUCGACAUUUUUAGAUGAACCACAUUUUUUAAAGCAAUUAAUUGUAAAAAAAUGACAACUUAUUACGAAUGUAAAUUAAAUCCUUUUUUUUCGAAACUGGUUAUAAUCAUUUCGACAAACAAAGGGUUUUAAUUCCUGAUUAAUACAAACUGAUAAUGAAUCUAACAAUAAUAACAAUUUACCUUGUUAUUUUUAAUAUCGAAAGCUUGUCAUUUACUUAUCAGAUAAAUGAAAAUGCAUUUCUUGGAAGACUGAUGUUUAUUG
Messenger RNA from Zophobas morio, 1619 nucleotides. Its product is annotated as beta-1,3-galactosyltransferase 1-like. The transcript has 6 exons. Gene Ontology annotation, cellular component: Golgi membrane. Bases 365 to 1369 code for a protein of 334 amino acids. NCBI's taxonomy places the organism in Eukaryota, Metazoa, Arthropoda, Insecta, Coleoptera, Tenebrionidae. Gene Ontology annotation, molecular function: hexosyltransferase activity. The record is from RefSeq and is a predicted model, not a curated record.